CCCACGUCUCUGGAACUCUCGCUCUAUCUGAAUUGACCCCUCACCCGAAGUCACUGCCAAAUUUUGGAUCCCAAAUCUCACCAACCAAAAACCCUAACUCACAUCCGCAUUGCGCAUCGAAAGACAAAACAUUCCAAAAAGAAAAAUAAAAUAAACGAUGUCUUUUGAGGAAGAGGAGUCGCUGGAACACACGCUGCUGGUGGUGCGCGAGGUGUCGGUUUAUAAGAUCCGUCCCAGGACGACGUCAGGUGGGUACAAGUGUGGGGAGUGGUUGCAGUCCGAUAAGAUUUGGUCGGGUCGACUCCGGGUCGUUUCGUGCAAGGAUCGGUGCGAGAUCCGACUGGAGGACCCGAACACAGGGGAGCUGUUCGCAGCGUGCUUCGUGGAGCCUGGGCGAAGAGAUAGCUCGGUGGAGCCGGUUCUUGAUUCAUCGAGGUACUUCGUACUGCGGAUAGAGGACGGCGCAGGGAAGCAUGCCUUCAUCGGCCUAGGCUUCACCGAGAGGAACGAGGCCUUCGACUUCAAUGUCGCGCUGUCUGAUCACGACAAGUACGUCAGAAGGGAACUGGACAAGGAAACUGGCGCAGAGACCACCGAUAACGAGAGCCACAUCGACAUCCAUCCAGCUGUUAAUCAUAGACUAAAGGAAGGUGAAACCAUCCGAAUAAAUGUGAAGCCUAAGCCAUCGAGUGGAACUGGGAUGUUAUCAGCUGCGCUUUCUGGGAGUGGAAAGCCUAAAACUCUGGGACUUGCACCGCCACCAGUUGGAGCAGGAAAAAUAAGAUCUCCUCUUCCACCUCCUCCCAAUGAUCCAGCUGCUGCACGGAUGACCUCUGCAAGUCUUAAGGCCCCAAAAGAAACCACAAGAUAUUCUAAUGAUCCACUAGAUCUUUCUAAACUUGAGAGGAAUCUUCCAUCCGCUACUGGGUCAGGAUCUGCAAAAACCACUGCGACUGCUGCAUCAGGAUGGGCUGCUUUUUGAUUUUGUGAGCAAUGUCUGAAUAUUUGAAUAUGAAAUCCUUGUUUGAUGUUUUCUUCAAAAAGAAAAAGAAAAGAAAGAGUGAGAAAUUGUAAGAAAAGAGGUUACCAUAUUUGGAAUGUUUCCCAGAUCAUGUUAACAUGAUGCUUCUUUUGUCUUACUGAAAACUUGUAUUCUAUUGUAUGUUCUCAUUCUAUAUAUAAUAGUGAAAAGGACGUUUGUCUUGUCAGUGACCA
Molecule: messenger RNA, 1215 nt
Organism: Carica papaya (papaya)
Lineage: Eukaryota; Viridiplantae; Streptophyta; Magnoliopsida; Brassicales; Caricaceae
Gene: ABCI18
Product: non-intrinsic ABC protein 4
Biological process (GO): endocytosis
Cellular component (GO): membrane; clathrin vesicle coat
Source: RefSeq, a predicted model, not a curated record